Molecule: messenger RNA, 4068 nt
Organism: Elephantulus edwardii (Cape elephant shrew)
Lineage: Eukaryota; Metazoa; Chordata; Mammalia; Macroscelidea; Macroscelididae
Gene: CCDC171
Product: coiled-coil domain containing 171
Exons: 25
Coding region: 1-4005 (1334 amino acids)
Source: RefSeq, a predicted model, not a curated record
AUGAGUUUAAGUAAUGCAAGUAACCCUGCUGGUGAGAUCCAAAGGUUGAAGAAUGAACCAUCUGAUGUAAAGCAAAUGCUCAAAAGUGAGUCAGACUUAGAUGUUGUUGCUGAUCUCAGAAAGAAACUCCAUCGGGCUAAGAAAGAAAAAUUAGAAAUGACGGCGAAGCACAAUGCAGAGCUGGCAGGCUAUGAGAGCCAGAUUGCCAAACUGCGAGCUGAGGUUGAGAAGGGAGAGGCGUUGCGACAGAGUCUGGAAUAUGACCUGGCUGUUGCUAGGAAGGAAGCUGGUCUCGGAAGACGGGCGACUGAAGAAAAACUGGCUGAGGCUCAUAGGGUCCACGAGCAACUCUGUGAUCAAAAUUCAGAACUUCAAGAAAAGGCAAAUGAGAUUGAAAAAGCACUUCAGACUUCCCAGCAGAAAUGGAAAGAAGAAUGCAGAAGAUUUGAACAUGAUUUGGAGGAAAGAGAUACUAUAAUUCAAAAUUGCAAUAGAGAUUAUGAUUUACUUAUGAAAGAAAAAAGCAAACUGGAGCAAGCACUACAGGACGCACUGGAAGUACAUCAGCAGGAGAAGAAUGAGCUGGAGUCUCAUAUCAGGGAGACUGCUCUGGAAGAGUUCAGAUUACAAGCAGAACAGUGGGAAGCAGAACGAAGAGAGCUACAGUUUAUAGUACAGGAACAAGAUAAUGCCGUGCAAAACAUGCACAAGAAAGUGGAGCAGCUGGAGGGGGAACACAUGGAGUGCUCUGACCUCCUGCGCCGGCAGACCAGCGAGCUGGAAUUCAGCACUCAACGAGAAGAGCGUCUUAGAAAAGAAUUUGAGGCAACUACCCUGAGAGUGAGGAAAUUAGAGGAAAAUAUUGAAGCAGAAAGAGCAGCACAUUUAGAAUCAAAAUUUAAUUCUGAAAUUAUUCAGUUACGAAUUCGAGACCUUGAAGGAGCUUUACAAGUAGAAAAGGCCAGCCAAGCAGAAGCUGUUGCUGAUUUGGAAAUGAUAAAAAAUGAAUUCAAAGAAGUUGAAAGUGCAUAUGAGCGAGAAAAGCGUAAUGCCCAAGAGAGCUUUGCAAAACUAAGUAUGAUGGAAAAAGAGCAUUUCUCCAAAAAUAAGAAACUAAAUGAAGAGAUCGACGAGCAGAAGAAAGUAAUUAUUGACCUUUCAAAGAGACUCCAGUAUAAUGAAAAAAGUUGCAGUGAGCUUCAGGAAGAACUGGUAAUGGCAAAGAAGCACCAGGCCUUCCUAGUAGAGACAUGUGAAAAUAAUGUGAAAGAAUUGGAAUCGAUCUUGGACAGCUUUUCUGUGUCGGCGCAGUGGACGUCAGGCAUUCACAAGGACAGAGAUAAACCUCCCAGCUUCUCUGUUGUCCUUGAGACUUUGAGGCGUACCUUGACAGAUUACCAGAACAAGCUGGAAGAUGCAUCUAAUGAGCUAAACAGCAUGAAUGAUGCUAAGGAAAAGCUAUCCAAGGACCUCGAUGCUGCUAAACUGAAGAUAGAGUCUCACACAAAAAAUACAAAGGACCUUCAGGAUAAAGUGGCCGACGUGAACAAGGAGUUAAGUCAUCUACGCACUAAAUGUGCAGACAGAGAUGCUUUAAUAAGCACUUUGAAACUGGAACUACAAAAUGUGCUGCACUGUUGGGAGAAAGAGAAGGCAAAGGCAGCCCAGGCUGAGGGUGAACUCCAGAAGCUUUCCCAGGCUUUCCAGAAGGAUGCCGAGGAGAAGCUAACCUUCCUUCAUACCUUGUAUCAACAUUUGGUAGCAGGCUGUGUGCUCAUAAAACAACCAGAAGGCAUGCUGGAUAAAUUCUCCUGGUCUGAGCUUUGCGCAGUCUUGCAGGAGAAUGUUGAUGCCCUGAUUGCAGACCUCAACAGGGCUAAUGAGAAGAUAAGCCACCUUGAGUAUAUCUGUAAAAACAAGUCUGACACGAUGAGGGAGCUCCAGCAGACCCAGGAAGACACCUUUAACAAAGUGGCAGAGCAGAUCAAAGCCCAGGAGAGCUGCUGGCACAAACAGAAGAAGGAGCUGGAGCUGCAGUACUCUGAACUCCUCUUGGAGGUGCAGAAGCGAGCGCAGAAAUUUCAGGAAAUUGCUGAAAAAAAUUUGGAAAAAUCGAACCUUAUUGAGAAGUCACAUGAACAGUUGGUUCUUGAAAAUACACAUUUCAAAAAUGUGUUGUCACAGACGCAUCGGGAGCAAGCGUCCUUGCUGGCGGCCUGUGCUCUGCUGGCUGGGGCCCUGUAUCCGCUGUAUAGCCGGUCAUGUGCCUUGUCCACACAGAGGGAUUUUCUCCAAGACCAAGUCAACACGUUCGAGUUGUUCAAAUUGGAAGUUCGAACUAUAGCCCAGGCCUUGUCAAGCAUAGAGGAGAAGAAGCAGGAGGAAGGCAAGAUGAAGAAGAAAUCCUUCAAGGGGUUGAUACGUGUGUUUCGGAAGGGGGUUAUUGCGAUUUUGGCAGCAAACAGACUCAAGAUUUUAGGCCAGUCUUGUGCUUCUCUCUUUACCUGGAUGGAGAAUUUCAAAGAAGGCAUAGGAAUGCUAGUGUGUACAGGAGAGCCGAAAGACAAGCAUAAGUUUCCAAAACAUCAGAAGGAGCAGUCUCGUUGUUUACAAGCGUUCAGUUGGCUCACCAGUUCUGACCUUCUUACUGCCAUAAUCAGUUCGAUGGUCGAAUUGCAGGAAGUUAUUAGCAAAACAGAUCCAAAUUCCAGAAUCUGUGGACAUUUGCUCAUAGGUGCAGCCAAGAAUUCUUUUGCAAAACUCAUGGAUAAAAUCAGCUUGGCCAUGGAGAGCAUACCUCUGCACAGUAGGAGCAUUACGUACGUAGAGAAGGAUUCCCUGGUUCAGAGGUUGGCCCGUGGGCUCCAUAAAGUCAACACGCUGGCCCUGAAGCAUGGUCUCCGUAACCACGUGCCUAUCAUGAAAAGCACAGCAUCGUUACAGAAGCAAAUAUUUGGAUUUACGCAGAGGUUGCAUGCAGCUGAAGUAGAGCGCCGCUCGCUGCGCUUAGAGGUCACAGAAUUCAAGCGAAGUGUGAAUGAAAUGAAAAAGGAACUGGACAAGACCCAGAGUCUCCAAAUGCAACUAAAUGAGUUUAAGCAGUCUAAAUUAAUCACUCAUGAGAAGUUUGAAAGUGCCUGUGAAGAGCUGAAUAACGCCUUACUUCGGGAACAGCAGGCCCAGAUGCUCUUGAAUGAACAGGCACAACAACUACAAGAGUUGAAUUAUAGGCUGGAAUUGCACUCCAGUGAGGAGGCUGACAAAAACCAAACUCUUGGGGAAGCUGUUAAGAGUCUCUCCGAGGCAAAGAUGGAGCUGAGAAGAAAAGAUCAAUCUCUGCGUCAGCUCAAUAGACAUCUUACCCAGCUGGAGCAGGACAAGCGUCGGCUGGAGGAGUGCAUCCGCGAUGCUGAGAGUGCCCUCCGCAUGGCAGCCAAAGAUAAAGAAUGUGUUGCCAAUCACAUGAGGACAGUAGAAAACAUGCUACAUAAGGUCAGAGAUCAGAUCGCGCUGUCACGGACUGCAGCGAGUCGGAAUGACUUCACCCUGCAGCUACCCAAACUGCAGCUGGAGACCUUCGGUGUGGAGGGCCUCAAGGGCGGGCCAGAGGUGGUGGCAUGCCAGGCUAUGAUUAAAAGUUUCGUGGAUGUCUACCAGCUUGCAAGUGCUAGAAUUGCUACAUUAGAGAAGGAAAUGACAUCUCACCGAAAUCACAUUGCAACCUUGAAAUCAGAACUUCAUACAGCUUGUCUACGUGAGAAUGAAAGUUUACAAUCAGCAGGAUCACGAGACCAUUCAAAUCUCUCCAUUCCUUCGAGAACUGCUCUUCCCUCGGACACAGUUGUUGUUGGGGACUUUUUGCCAUUGAAAGCUGAACUUGAUAGCACCUACACUUUCCUAAAGGAGACUUUUCUGAAUCCUGUGACCCAGGUUCUCAGCCAACCUCACUCCUCUCCAGUGACGGUGUCUGCAAAUGCCAAAAGACCAGCUCAGACCGGAUUAUGACUUUAUGCAAUUAAAAAAAAAGGAAGACAAGUUAACAAUACAAUUAAAAACGUUUUGAAGGGG